Cynara cardunculus var. scolymus (artichoke) is the source of this 799-nucleotide messenger RNA. Its product is annotated as protein ULTRAPETALA 2-like. Gene Ontology annotation, cellular component: nucleus; cytosol. The transcript has 4 exons. Lineage: Eukaryota; Viridiplantae; Streptophyta; Magnoliopsida; Asterales; Asteraceae. The record is from RefSeq and is a predicted model, not a curated record. The coding region runs from base 1 to 777 and encodes 258 amino acids.
AUGAGUAUUGGGGCAUUCAUUCUUAAGCUGAAGUCCGCCGCACAGAAAUACAGAAUACCCACAUUACGAUCCAUGGCGCAAGAACUGAGUUUGGUGCUCGUCCCAGAAACCAUCUUCACGCACGAAGAGUUGCGUGACUACUUGAGUCAAAUCCGAGUCAGGGCACCACACUACAUCGAGAUAGUGUGUGGUUGCACGAGCGGCAAGUAUGGAGACUCCCUCGGCCUCCUCAGGAUCAGCGACGAUGGCACCAUCUCCGCCGUAUGCCAUUGUUGCAAAGAGUGCAAACAAGUGUUUGAUUCGCCUGUUGAGUUUGUAAAGCAUGGCUCGAGAACUUCCAAUGUGCCAAACUGGCGAAAGAAGGUUUGGAUUCUCAAUCAAAAUGGUCAAAAGAUCAAGAUGAUUGACACCAGUUUCCUUAAGUAUUACUACGGAGAUAACUUCCGGAGGCCGCACAAUGAAUCCGGUCACCGUGACCAGUUCCUGAGGUGCACCGCCUGCAAUAAGGUCCGCCGGUUCGAGCUUCGGUCAAGGGAGUUAUGUCGGUUCUAUCACGAUGCCGCAGCAAGUGGGAACCAAACUUGCUUCAGUAUGAUCCCGGGGAGGUGGACGUGUGAGGACCUCGAGGAGCGGAUCAGCUCAAGGAGCCGCACUGGUUGCCGAAAAAACAUCCGGUGCAGAGGGUGCGUGUAUUGCGUCUGUUUCGGAUGCCGCCUUUGUCGGUUUGAAGAUUGUACCUGCCGAAUGUGUGUCGACUUUUACGCAAAUGUAUCUUAGUCGGUUUGUGUUGUUACUAGGU